AUUUAAUGUUUAUAAAAUGGAGCUCGAAAAAUUGAUGUGCGAUUCUAAUGAAUAAGGUAAUAUGUCACAACAUUAGCUUAUUUUUAAAUGGGCGUAAAGAACGGAUAUGAUAGUAAAAAAUAAGCAUCUAGCGAAUAAGAACGAUGCUACCAUUUCUCACUAAAAUAGGGAGGAGGAGGUUCAAGUAACGCGAGGAUUAGGAAUGACAACAAAACCCGAACUCACGGGUACCCACCCGACCCAACCCGGUCAAUGUAGGUAAAAUCCGUGUUAACGGGUUUUGGGUGGGGUUCGGAUUUAAACCCAUUACACUAUUCAUCGGGUUGGGUUGGGUUUGGGUUUAGGUAAACCCGCCCCAUGGGUACUCGCCCACACACAUAUAAUUACUUUCCCGGCAUAUUUAAUAUUCUAAAUAAUAUAUCUUUCUUAAACAACUAAUUUGAUUUAUGUUUGUGGAGACAUGUAUAAUUUGUUCUUUCUAAUUGUUUAGAAUGAAGUUGAUAUUAUGAAGUGGAGAGUGAAGAAACUUAGUUGACGAGAAAGAAGCUUUUAAUUAAUCUUAUUGUUUAUAGAUGUUUAUCUUUAAUUUUGAAUAAUUUGUAUUGAUCAUUUGCGGUUUGCUUGUAUUCUCUAUAUUGGUAUUUUUUUGUAUGAAUAAUUUGUAUGAGAAAAUUGAUGUUAAACUUUUAUUUUGAAAGAAACUUGUUAUUGUAAAUUUCUUACCACAAAAACCCACGGGUACCCAUGAAGUCGCGGAUACCCAGCGGGUUGGGUUGGGUUUGAGUUUUUCAAACUCAGCGGGUUUUACUCCGGGUUUUUUUUGGCGAAUAAACCCAUGGGUUUGGGUUUGGGUUUGACAAAACCCGCCCCAACCCGACCCAUUGCCAUCCCUAGCGAGGGUGCUAACAAUUUCAAAAAAAAAAUUCAUAAAUAAAAAUAAUGGACUUGAGUCGCUUAUGUAAUGUUCAUCAAACUUAGCUUAGAGAAACAUACGAGUAACCUUGGUGAAUACUGCGAUCUGUCACGUAAUCAAGGUUGAAUCAUUUCAUAUUGUUGGAAACCGCAAACCGAUUUAGAUCCUCGUAAGAGGUACGCUCAGUCAGACCGUCGGUAGAGUAUUGUUUUACAAACACGACUAUAUUAACUUAGGGUCGUUUGCCUGUUGGAUUUGAAAAUGAGGGUUUUUGGGUUUUAAAAAGCUUUGAGUUUAGGGUUAAUAUUUUCGUAUGGCCUGAACUUUGACCAAAAUAAAUAUCCUGACCAAUCUUUUCGAUCUAUAACAUCCUGGCCCGAACUAUACACCAAAAUAAACAAUUUGGCCAAAUUCAACUUUUGACUGUUAACUUGGACGGUCAAACGCGUUGACCGUUAGUCAACGCGCCAUGUCACUGCCAAGUCAGCAUAAAAUAUUUAAAAUAAUUCACAAUUUCCACACAUUCCCUAAUUUUAAAUUAUUAUAAAUUAAAAAAAUCAUCUAAUACCUUAGUUAAACCAAAAAUAAAAAAAAAAUUUAAUAUUUAUCAGAUCUUCUGACUUGGUAGUGACGUGGCGCGUUGACCGUUAGUCAACGCGUUUGACCGUCCAAGUUAACGGUCAAACAUCGGGUUUGGCCAAUUGUUUAUUUUGGUGUAUAGUUCGGGCCAGGAUGUUAUAGAUCGAAAAGAUUGGUCAGGAUGUUUAUUUUGGUCAAAGUUCAGGCCAUACGAAAAUAUUAACCCUUGAAUUUAUGAUGAAUUUGUUGCACUAUGGAUUUGGAAGACUACAUUGUUUGUUUAGUUAAUUUUUAUCAUAGAUUUAUGAUAGAUUUGUCUCACAACUUUGCCUUCUAUUAUCAAAUCCCAAAUGAAAUAUGGGAUUUGCAAAUCCGUGGGCUCCAUGGAUUUGUGUCCCUUAGCAAACAAUAGAUUUGUAUCAAGUCCUUGAUGUUUGAGAUUUAAAUGCCAAAUCCAUCACCCAAAUGGCCAAAUCCCACAAGCAAAUGAUACCUUAGUCUUUAUAAAAACGGCGCUAUAGGGGAAUAGAUGCAUGAUCCUGGUGAAUAAAACAAUCUGUCACAAAAUUAGCUUCUAUAGUUGUGUUUGAAUACGAAUUGAUCUUGAAAAAGUAAGUAUUUGGCAAGGGGGAAAGAAGAAAGAAAAGGAAGAAACUUUCUUGGACCUCCUCUGUUUUCCUAUAAAUACUCCUCCCUUCCACAAACUCAUUCUUCACCAUAAGCUUCCACUCCCCUGUUUCACAUAACACUUACCAUCUGCCGUUAUUCGCCAUGAAGGUGGCAAUCAAAGAGAAGACCAUGGUCCGGCCGGCGGAAGACACGCCGAGGCAGCAGCUCUGGCUGUCCAAUUUGGACCUACUGCAGCUCAAAGCUCACGUCAGGACAGUCUACGCAUACACUAACUCGACGACCGACUCCUCCGAGUUCUUCUUCGACGCCAAAGUGCUGAAGGACGCACUGAGCCGGGCCCUGGUGCCGUUCUAUCCCAUGGCGGGGAGAUUAAUCGGGCCAGAGAAAGGUAAAGGGAGCGGGAGGCUGGAAUUGGAGUGUAAUGGAGAAGGUGCCCUGUUUCUGGAGGCCGAAACAGAGUCCUCCAUCGACGAGCUCGGAGAGUUCGUGCCCUCGCCGGAGGUCGAACUUGGGGAGCUUGUUCCUGGUGUUGAUUACUCCCAGGAGAUCUCCUCUGUUCCAAUGCUUGUUCUUCAGGUAACAAGGUUCAAGUGUGGCGGAGUAUGUCUAGGCAUCGGAGUCCACCACAUGGUAGCGGACGGAGCGUCGGCGCUCCAGUUCAUCAACACCUGGUCAGAGAUGGCUCGAGGUGGCGGCUGCAUACUACGCAACACAGCCGCCACCACGGUGCAAUCUUUCGACCGAACCAUUCUCAGAGCUCGAGACCCACCGACCCCGAAAUUUCACCACACCGAAUACGACACUCACCCAACCAUGGUCAUUCCCACUCCAUUAAUCCCAUCCACUCCCAUCAUCCACAUGAUGAAAAUCACACAAAACCAAAUCACAUCCCUAAAGAACAAAGCCAACAUCACCCUGUCAGGAAACAGGUACAGCAACCACGACAUCCUGACAGCCCACAUAUGGCGGUGCGCUACCAGAGCACGCGGCCUGCCCGACGGGCAGCCGACCAAGCUGCAGAUAUCGGUCGACGGAAGGUCGAGACUGAACCCAACGAUGCCUCCGACGUUCUUUGGCAACGUGAUCUUUCACGCCACCCCCAUUGCCACUGCAGGGGAACUUGCAGCAGAGACCAUCGCGGAUACUGCUGACAGGAUUCGACGAGCGAUAAGCAGGAUGGACGACGAGUACCUGAGGUCCGCGAUAGACUACCUGGAGGAUCUGGGGAGUAAGGAUGGUGUGAUACGAGUUCCGGGGACUUGUCGGUCGCCUAACCUGAAGCUGGUGAGCUGGAUUCGACUGCCUUUCAGGAAUGCCGAUUUCGGGUGGGGGAGUCCGAUUCUGAUUAGGAAAGCUGCGGAUUACAAUGAAGGGACGGGGCACAUUUUGCCUCCAGGGGAUGAUGGGAGUCUGCGUUUGGUGAUUUGCUUGGAGGCUGGUGUUGUGGAGGCAUUUCAGAAGUUUUUCUAUGAGACUUAGUAUGACGAACGACGCGAUGAAAUGAGUUGGAUUCAUGAAUUCGUAGACAGAACGGUCGAAUUUUUUUAACAGAUUAUAAUUGGAUACUUUUUCACUAUGUAGUUUACGCAUUCCCUGCCUCUUCCAAGAUGUAAGUUCAAAUCUGGAAGAAUAAAAAAAACGUUCUUGUAGCCCCUUCUCAUUCGAAAUCAUGUCUUCGUCGGGGCUAGCUACUAGCCAGUAGCUACUCCUUCACUUGAAACAUCUCUGAGAUGUCCAACUUAGCUUGUUGAUAUUUCUAACGCCACAUCUAAAGUCAUUAAAACUUCUUUCAAAAUGAAAGAAAUUGUCCAAGGAAUCGUCCUAAAUGUGUAUAUAUUUAUCUUUAUAAAAAUAAACAUGUACGUUUGGAUAUAAAAAUGUAUUAUAUUUUUAGUUUACUAUAAGUCAAUAUCAACUCUUAGCAACCAUAGCUGUUUUUUUUUACGAUAUAUUAGUUAUCAAUAAAUUAAUAUUUGAUAAUUUAUACUUUCUUAACUAUUAAACUUUUAAAUGAUUCUUGCCAAUAAAGUUAUGUGGUUAAUUUAUCAUUGCAAUAUACCAAUAGUUCAAUUUCUUGAAUUUUCUAAUUCUACUUCAAUGCAUAAUUAUCUCAGCUUGUUUUGGAGCUAAUUUAAAUGAAAGUUAAUAAUAACUAGUCAUAUGAGGAAAUGUAUUUUAAACAAUUUAUACUAAAUAUAAGAAAGAAUACAAGCUUCUUAUAAAAUUGGAAAAAGCAGUAAACUAGGAUUACCUCAUCAAUAGAAACACAUAAACUAAAUACUUACUAAUGUAAAAAUCCACAAGUAACAUAAAUAUUAUUUUCAAAUCAUGAAUAAACUAUUUAGAAAACCGUAAAACAUAUGAAAAUGUGAAUGGAUUUAUUAAUAUAAAACUAGCGUGGGCCCCGGCCAUUUGGCCGAACGAAGAUGAGGUAUGAAAUUUGAUAAUAUAAUAGGGUGUAUAGCUUAUUAUUGUAUAGUUUUUUUUUUUUGGGAAACACGUGAUAAAAAUAGUGAAUUUUAGUAGAAAAGAGACAUGAAUGAUGCAACGAAUCAAUAAUCAGCCUUAUGAACCAAAAUCAAGUAUCUGUUACCUUGUGAAACAAUAUUGUUUCUAGUAAUAUGAUGAGGUGGAGUAAGUUUUGUAGAAAAUGAAUUCUAGAAAAUCAAAUAAAAAAUCGCCUAUCCCGUCGGUUUUCGGGAAAUGAGCAUCUCACAAUCGUUGCUAGCUUUUACUCGGCCCGUUGGCUAAUUAAUUUGCUUAAUAAAACUUUCAUCUUCUCAUCAUUGUGCUUUCUAGUUUUUUGCCAAGCCAUAAUAAAAUCUAAAGAAAUCAAGAAUGAACAACACGAUUUGGGAUAGGAACCACCGUUCCUGUAUCCCUAGAAAAUGAUGGUAAACACAGACUCACCUGCCAAACUGGUUUGGAUUGAGAUUUUUAUAGGGUAUCAGGGAACCAUGUGAUUAUAAAUUAGACUUGAUCAAUACGGGCCAAAACUUGAAAUUCAGCCUAUUUGACCGACCCAUGCCAAACUCUAAUUAUUCUUUACUUUUAAACUUUAUAUUUGAAAAUAAAAAAUAAUGAAAGAAAAGAGAUGACUGCAAUUCACCAUUUGCACAUCACUGAUUCGGGAAUAAAACUAUAGAAUUUCG
Molecule: messenger RNA, 5274 nt
Organism: Linum trigynum
Lineage: Eukaryota; Viridiplantae; Streptophyta; Magnoliopsida; Malpighiales; Linaceae
Source: the annotation of a GenBank genome assembly